Molecule: messenger RNA, 549 nt
Organism: Ceutorhynchus assimilis (cabbage seed weevil)
Lineage: Eukaryota; Metazoa; Arthropoda; Insecta; Coleoptera; Curculionidae
Source: the annotation of a GenBank genome assembly
AUGUUUUUAAGACUUUUUGUAUGCUUUGCCUUACUUCUACAAUAUGGAUUUUGUGAGCCUGAAACCUGUUACUUUUGCAAAUCCGAAGUCCACGGACAGGGAUGCAAUGAUCCAACCGUAAUCGCUGACAUGCAAAUUCAAACUUGCUCAAAUAUGGAAACUGUACAAGAAAGUUCCUCGAUUUUUUCUAAACUUUGGAACUUUUUUACGCAUGAAACAGUAGAAACAAAUAUUUCCACGCGUUAUACUACUCAUCCAAAAGUGUGCUAUCAUAUGACCUACGUGUUCAAUGAAAGAAUCGUUUCCUCUAGAGGUUGCGAAUCCCAGACAAGAAACGGAAGCGGAGGCGCUACAUACGAAAUUUGCGAGUACUACAAUCGAAUACAUCCGUUGAACAGAAUUUCGAAUUUCAGUUGCAAUGCUUGCUCAGAUAAUUUAUGCAAUCACGGCAAUCAUUUGAAUCAACCCCAACCUUCGAGUUCAGCGAGUCUUUUGAUUUCUAUUAAACUUAUUGUAUUUUUGUUGAUAAUUAAAUUUCAGCUAAUGUAA